AUGAUGUCGAGUCUACUCCCAGACGAGCGAACGGCACGCGUGCUGGUGGAUGCCUUUUUCGUCAAUACCCACGGCUUGUUGCAGGUCUUCCGACGUGACUCCUUUCUUGAGAAACUAGAGCGUUGCUACUCCGAUCCGCUAUCUGUCGAUACGUCUUGGUCAUGCUUGCUCAACCUUGUUUUCGCCAUCGGCCUCACCAUGGCGACACCACUCUCAGGAAGCCCUGAGGCGCUGAUAAUCGACAAGCUUCGCAGUUUGGAGGAUCAGGAUUUCUGGUCUGUCCAAGCGCUGCUUCUUAUGUCAUAUUACAUGUUGGCCAAAAGCAAGCGAAACACUGCUUUUGCCUUGCUUGGGAUGGCAGUACGGUCUGCGCUUGCGCUGGGCCUCCACAGAGAAGAGACCAUGGUCAUCUUCAGCCCCGAAGAACAAACACAGCGAAAGGAUCUAUGGCGGUCGAUCUUCGUGAUGGAUCGCUUGUUAUCUUGCUCUCUUGGCCGUCCAACCGCCAUAUCGGAAGACGACUGCUCGGGAGAUACACUCCGCCCGCCUGACAGUAGUGUUCGCAACCAGUCAUGGAGCUUCAGCGCAAAGACUGUUUACGACUUCAACGAGACUGGCCCACCUGCUCUGGAAGCCACUGUUCGAAGCUGCAGAGUCAUCGGCGUCAUUUUGCGGAGGGUGUACCAGCAACGCAAAAUCAGCACUCGUCUCGCCCAAGAGAUAUCGGACAUAUGCAAGACAUGGCCCCGGUUGCUGACGCCCAUCUUGCAAUGGCGACAAGCAGCAACUGCCUCGCCCAGUCAAGGCGUGGCCAUCUUGCACGUCAACUUAUUCUACUGCCAUUCCGUCAUCCUUCUUACUCGACCCUUCUUACUGUACAUACUUAACAAAGAGACUCAACGGCAUGUCGAACAACCUGGGUCGAGAGGACCACGUCCUUUCCACCGCAUGGAGCGAUUCAGCGAGGCGUGUGUCAUCGCUUCUGUGCAUACCAUUCUGCUCAUACAGAACGCCUACGAGGCUGGUUAUCUGUCCCGACGCAAUCCAGCUGUCAUCUAUUUCCUCUUCGCAGCAACUCUUGUCAUCCUUGCCAGCGACUUCGCCGGCUUAUACCAGAUUGAGCUAACGGACAACUGCGUUGUCAAUGCUAUUAACGUCAUGAACUACUGCGCUGAGAGCGAUCAACAAGCAAGCCGUCUAGUAUACAUCCUGAGCUCUUUCCGAGACGUCGUCGCACAACAACGACUACGCAGGCGACAGGAUUCAACAAGUAAUGCGACACUACCCAGCAUCGCAUCACAACUCUACGGCAGGCAGAUGCCGCAGCAACAACGUAACUCUGCGCCUCAGGCACCCGAUCUAGCGCGCGCAUCAAACCCGAUGGAUGCGACUCCACGACUCCACCAAGUGCCCGUACACAUCUAUCCUGGCAUGCAGACAGCGCCAAUCAACGAACUGGUAUUGACGUAUCAAGCCUCUGAGCAACACCAUGUUCUCGGUCAGAACCAACACCAUGGCAACCUUCAGCACAGCCCAGCUCCCACAGGAGAAGACUUUAGUGUCCAUCUGUCCCCUAUCCAAGAGCCCCCGCCGGUAGACAUGGCCACGCCAUCGUAUACAUCGGCCUCGAGAGCGCCCUCACUAUCAGCCAUGCUCGAUCUAUCUGCUUUGGAAGCAACGCGUGUGCCCAGUCUGCAUUCCGAGGAAAGCGGACAGGAUGAGCAGAUUGACUUUGACGCGCUGUGGGCCUGGCCUAGUAACACACCUGCAAUGGGCAGUCCACGAGCUAUGGAGGCAAGCGGGGUGAGCGAGCGGGUGCAGGGUAUUAGUGAUAGUGCUGUACCCAUGUUUGGGGUUAGUAGACAGGGCACAGAUGGCCUUUGA
This is a messenger RNA of Alternaria novae-zelandiae, 1884 nucleotides long. RefSeq lists its product as uncharacterized. Gene Ontology annotation, cellular component: nucleus. The transcript has 3 exons. The record is from RefSeq and is a predicted model, not a curated record. Gene Ontology annotation, molecular function: zinc ion binding; DNA-binding transcription factor activity, RNA polymerase II-specific; RNA polymerase II cis-regulatory region sequence-specific DNA binding. Lineage: Eukaryota; Fungi; Ascomycota; Dothideomycetes; Pleosporales; Pleosporaceae. Gene Ontology annotation, biological process: positive regulation of transcription from RNA polymerase II promoter by galactose; DNA-templated transcription. The coding region runs from base 1 to 1884 and encodes 627 amino acids.